This is a messenger RNA of Microthlaspi erraticum, 1086 nucleotides long. NCBI's taxonomy places the organism in Eukaryota, Viridiplantae, Streptophyta, Magnoliopsida, Brassicales, Brassicaceae. The record is from the annotation of a GenBank genome assembly.
AUGGCCGUAACAAGUUUGUCUACUACUUGUGAUGGUUUGUUCAUCAUCAGCCUUCUUGUCAUCGUUUCUUCAUUGUUUGUGCCAUCAUCUGCGCAGUUAAACGCAACGUUUUACUCCGGAACUUGCCCCAACGCAUCUGCCAUCGUUCGCACCACUAUUCAACAAGCUCUUCAGUCGGACCCGAGAAUCGGAGCCAGCCUAAUCCGCCUUCACUUUCACGACUGCUUUGUUAACGGUUGCGACGGGUCGCUCUUGCUCGACGACAGUGGAAGCAUCCAGAGCGAGAAGAACGCUGUCCCAAACGUAAACUCAACCAGAGGUUUCAAUGUUGUAGAUAAUAUCAAAAUUGCCCUUGAGAAUGCUUGUCCCGGCAUUGUCUCUUGCUCUGACGUUCUAGCUCUUGCCUCGGAGGCCUCCGUGUCUUUGGCAGGAGGGCCUACAUGGACGGUGUUAUUAGGAAGAAGAGAUGGUCUCACCGCGAACCUGGCCGGGGCCAAUUCGUCUCUUCCCUCUCCUUUCGAAGGACUCAACAAUAUUACAUCUAAAUUUUCAGCUGUCGGGCUUAAUACAACUGAUGUAGUAGCCUUGUCUGGAGCACAUACGUUUGGGCGUGGUCAAUGCGUAACUUUCAACAAUAGACUAUUCAACUUCAACGGGACAGGAAACCCCGACCCGACUUUGAACUCAACGCUUCUCAGCAGUCUUCAACAGCUUUGUCCUCAAAACGGGAGUAAUUCAGGGAUUACCAAUCUCGAUCUGAGCACCCCUGAUGCGUUUGAUAACAAUUACUUCACGAACCUUCAGAGAAACAAUGGUCUUCUUCAGUCGGACCAAGAACUGUUCUCUGACACCGGCUCAGCCACCAUCCCGAUUGUAACUUCCUUUGCAAGUAACCAAACUCUGUUUUUCGAGGCGUUUGUUCAGUCGAUGAUCAAAAUGGGGAAUAUUAGUCCGUUAACUGGGAAUAGUGGAGAGAUUAGACUAGAUUGUAAAGUGGUUAAUGGACAGUCAUCCACGGCUGAAGCAGAGGACAUUCAGUUGCAAUCUGGCUCCGUUGAAGGAGGAGCGAGUUUAGCAGAUAUGUGA